Molecule: messenger RNA, 159 nt
Organism: Symbiodinium sp. CCMP2592
Lineage: Eukaryota; Dinophyceae; Suessiales; Symbiodiniaceae
Source: the annotation of a GenBank genome assembly
AUGAGUGGGUCGACCACCGACACUUCGAGGACCACAGCAACAGCCGGGUGGCAGAGCAAGCGGAGCCGAUGUAGCGAAUUCGGGAGGAGAUCGACUCCACACAGAGUUUUGUCGAGCGGGAGCACGAGAAGUUCAAUCAGGAGAAGCUCACGGCCGUGA